Arabidopsis arenosa is the source of this 1409-nucleotide messenger RNA. The record is from the annotation of a GenBank genome assembly. NCBI's taxonomy places the organism in Eukaryota, Viridiplantae, Streptophyta, Magnoliopsida, Brassicales, Brassicaceae.
GUUAUUUCCUCGGAAGUUGGUAAUAAAGUUUAAAAAGGAGUGGUUCAGGAAUCCGACGUCGUUCUUCUAGGAUGGUAGCAGAAGCAGAGGUUGUGUUUCAACAGAGUUUACCGGCGGUUCUGGAGAUUGAAUUGUUUGAUGGAGUUUCUUCCGCCGUUAAAUCUCCCGUUUCUUCUCCCAAAUUGGGUUUUUGUCAGUCAACGGCGUCGGUUUCCGGCAGUUUAACGACUUCUCCUGUGGCUGAUAGUUUUCCAGAGGGUGAUUGCGAUCCCAGUGUCUCGGAUUAUGUUCCGACCAUCCGGUCUGGAAGCUUCGCUGAUAUUGGUCCAAAGAGAUACAUGGAAGAUGAACACAUUCGCAUAGACGAUCUAUCUUCUCAAGUUGGUUCUCUCUUUGAGUUGCCAAAGCCAAGUGCUUUCUAUGCGGUUUUUGACGGGCAUGGAGGAUCAGAAGCAGCAGCAUACGUACGGGAAAAUGCCAUUAGGUUUUUCUUUGAAGAUGAGCAGUUUCCACAAACAUCGCAAGUGAGUAGUGAUUAUGUGGAAGAAGUUCAGAGUUCAUUGAGAAAUGCGUUUCUUCAAGCUGAUCUAGCUUUGGCAGAGGAUUGCAGUAUCAGCUCUUCUUGUGGUACCACUGCUCUUACUGCUCUUAUUUGUGGAAGACUCUUAAUGGUUGCAAAUGCCGGAGACUGCAGAGCGGUUCUAUGCAGGAAAGGCAAAGCGAUAGACAUGUCUGAAGACCAUAAACCGAUUAAUCUACUCGAGAGAAGAAGAGUGGAAGAAUCCGGCGGUUUCAUCGAUAAUGAUGGUUACCUAAAUGAAGUCCUAGCUGUAACCCGAGCUCUCGGUGACUGGGAUUUAAAACUGCCACACGGCUCUCAAUCUCCACUGAUCUCGGAACCAGAAAUCAAGCAGAUAACUUUAAGUGAAGACGAUGAGUUUCUUGUGAUCGGAUGCGACGGGAUUUGGGAUGUCUUGACGAGCCAAGAAGCAGUUAGCAUUGUUAAACGUGGCUUAAACCGGCACAACGAUCCAACAAGAUGUGCGCGAGAACUUGUGAUGGAGGCUCUGAGGCGGAACUCAUUUGAUAAUUUAACCGCGGUGGUGGUAUGUUUCAUGACAAUGGACAGAGGGGACAAGCCGGUGGUGCCAUUGGAGAAGAGAAGAUGUUUUAGUCUUACACCAGAAGCUUUCUGCAGCUUGAGGAAUCUGUUGGAUGGCUGAAAGCCUGAAACUGUAGAGUUUUUGGUGAAACCAUUGAUGAUGACGAAUAGCCUCUCCCACGCUGCUUUUGUAUUUAACUUGAAAGAUUUUAAGCAGCUGAGAGAACUCCUUUGAGAUAUAUUUGUAUAUGUUGUGUGAACACAGAGUGAUUACAUUUUUGUGUGUAAAUAAUACUUUUAAUUGUCU